Molecule: messenger RNA, 9802 nt
Organism: Symbiodinium necroappetens
Lineage: Eukaryota; Dinophyceae; Suessiales; Symbiodiniaceae
Source: the annotation of a GenBank genome assembly
AUGCACCGCUUUGAGGUGAAAGGCCCCGGCGUGUGCACGCAGAGCUUUGUCGACUCCAUCAGCCCAGCCACGUGGCCAACUAACUUCGGGGACCCAAAGAACUUGGUCCUCGCUGCAGAUUACGUCUAUUUUGUGCCUGAUGCUGGCAGCACGACCCUGUUCCGUGCAGAUGUUGCUACCAUGACUCAGGUUCAGGAAUUGAGUGUUGGCGCAAGCUUCUCCUCCGGGUUUACAGAUCGAGACGGGGCAUAUGUGUACCUGGUACCGGACAGUUCCGGUUAUGCCUUCAAGCGUGUUGCAACUAGCACGUUCGAUGCGACGGAGACUGCGGAAUUGGAGCACACGAGCUUCAUGGGUGGUUUUGUCGCCGGCGAGUUUGUGUACGUGAUGCCAGGAACCUUCGCGCAUGGUGUGAUCUACAGGGUGGAUAUCGAGGGGUUUUCAACCGUGAGCCGGCUCUACCUGACGUCUGUCGAUUCGAGCCUCAGGGACUUUUCUGGCGGAUUCCACAGUGGAGAGUGGGGUUACUUGGUGCCAUUGCAGGACAACGCCAAUGCCCCGAGCAGCAAGGUGGUCCGCUUCAAGCUGGCAACCUUCUCUACGCAAGACGUGGAAAUUCUCCAGCUGUCGACGUCUGGCGGCUUCAUUGCUGGGUUUCAGGAUGGAAGAUAUGGCUACCUGGUUGGCAAAACCAGUCAGGAACUCGUCCGAUUCAGGUUGGACAUAUUCGGUGAUGAUGAAGCUUUGUCCUUAUCUGGAGAGCUCUCCGGCAAUGAGAUUAGUGGAGCUUUGAAGGUGGGCGAGUCUUUGCUUCAAUAUGCUUCAAUCUAUCACUGCCGAAGCUUACUUCAAGUCUUGACGGUGGAGGUGGGUGACUAUGCAUACGUCUUGGCGAAAGACGGCAAAGUCGCCGCAGCCUCAGCCGUCUUUCUGGGCUGUCGCACGUUCCUCGGUGCCUUCCCAGAGCCAUGGUCAACAGGGCAUGAUGACACGUCAUGCACCAAGGUGCAUGUGGAGCUGGCCACCUUCAGCGCUGUCGAUGUCUUCGAUGUAAACGGCGGCUCUGAUGCCCCUCGCCCCGCUGUGAUGGCCGGUGGCAGGAUCAUCAUUCGACGCACGGGGACUUCCGCAGGAGUUGCGACCUUCGACAGGACUGGAGGUGACUCGGACUUCGGACUGAGAAGCACGGUCUUUGCAAGCACGGUGCUUCUGCACCAGCACCGGCAGCACACCCUCCGAGCUGCGUGCCAGCAGGAGGUGUCCGGCUACACGAUGGAAGAGCCAGCAGAGUUCGAUUAUUCAAGCUUCACAAGUGCCUUUACGGACGACAAGUAUGUUUAUUUCUUCCGCGACACGCUCGGGCUCUUCCGCUCGGAGCUUCUUCUUGACAGCGCGGGCCUGCUUCCAAGCCAGAAGAUGACUUUACCCGAGGGUGUCCAGAACCAGGGCUACUUCGGAGGUUUCGUGGAUGGCAACUAUGGCUAUCUGCUGCCUUCCACGAACCAUGCGAUCGUCCUGCGAUUUCGGCUGGAGACCUUUACUUUCGUCGAUUCUCUGAACCUGGCGGACUCCUUUCCCUUCCCCCACGCGCUAGUCAAUUGGUGGGGUGGCUUCAUUUACGAAGACCAGGGCUACCUCCUUCCCAACGAAAAGGGUGUGCUUGUAAGAUUCAAUUUGGCCAACUUCAACACCAACACCCGGUACUUCAUCGACUUUUCUGAGCUGGAUGCGGAAUUAAAGUCCUUUAGAGCAGCAGUCUUGCACGGUACGGACGCAUACGUGGUGCCGCACGAGGUCCCUGCAACCAGCAUGGGCGUGUGCAAGGUGGUGAGGCUUAACCUCGAUGUGCUCGAGUCAAGCUGGCCUUCUUCCCUGACAAUUUGGGACAUCUCAGGCUGGGCAGACGCAGGAGAUGGCAACACUUACUGCGGAGGUUGGGGCCAGGGCUUCAGCGAUGGGUUCACAGACGGCACCUUCGUGUACAUGCUGCCAGGCUCUUCGGGCCAGCACCUGGCUCGUUUCGCCUUCGAUGACUUCGGCAGUGCCGCAGAAUCUUCUCCAGAGGCUUUGGUUUGGGUGGCUGUGGCGACGUCGUCCUACGACGGCCUCGCAGGCUUUGCUGGCACAAGCUCGGCGUACUUGGUGCAGAAGUUUUCCAGCAAGAUCUCGAAGCUGGAUCUCCAAAGUGCAACAGUCACGGACACUGUGGAUGUCAACCAGGCUGCUCCGGGAGUAUAUGGGUUCUACGCAGCAACUUCCAGCCACUCAGAUGUUCUCCUUUUCACGGACACUGACUACAAGAAGCUCUUUCGGGUGUGCCAGGAUCAUGGGCCGCCGGAUUACUGCAGCGGCGUUUCCGUAAAGAGUAUCGCAUAUUCGAACAAUGACUACACGGGGCUGAACAGUGGCUUUUCCGACGACACAUACAUCUACCUCGUGCCGCAUCAACGUUCCGUGCUGUUUCGCUAUGACCGGCAGAACACGGUGUCCUACGUCGACCUGCCCACCAGCCAGGCCUACAGCGGAGGCUUCGCCCAUGGAAACUAUGCAUACCUCGUCCCUGGUUCCGGUAACAAGCUGCUUCUCCGUAUCAACUUGCUCGAGUGGCAUCCCUCGUUUGUGGACAGCUCAGACUUGUCGUUGGUGUCUUCGAACUUGCAAAGCUUCUAUGGUGGCUUCCAUGACGACACCUACGGCUACCUUGUUCCUGGAGAGUAUGGCCAAGUUGCCCGCUUCCAGCUUGGAGACAGCUUCGGAGAUAUUCAGGUGCUAGAUAUCACUGCGAUACAGAACGAGCUGCGGAAGUUCAGGAAUGGGUUCUCCGACGGCACCUGGGGAUACCUGGUGCCUUAUCAGACGAGUUCAAACUCUGCGUCUGGGAAGGUCGUGCGUUUUGACCUUGCGACUUUCAGCACCGUAGAAGUCCUCGACGUUGCAUCAUCGAAUUCCAAUGCUGUGGCGUUUAACGACGGCUUCCACGACGGCACAUACGGUUACCUGGUUCCUGGCCAGAAUGGAAUAAUCGCGCGAUUCUCACUGGGAGACUUCACCUCAGAGAACGUGCAGUACCUGGAUGCAUCUGCGGCAGGCACCAGCUACGUGGCCGGCUUCCAGAGGGGUCACAGCGGCUACGUUGCCUCAGAGAGCGGCAACGUCUUCAAGUUCAACCUCGGCCAGUUCUCAGCUGUCGCCACUCAGGACUUGCAGACCACCUUGUACGACAUGGUCAUGGUGCAGGGCCAGUUCUACGCCCUGUCUUCGUCAGAUUUUCGGCAGUUCAUCCGCUAUUGCGAGGAGCCGCCCUUUGUGCAAGUGAGCCGGGCUCCUUGCCAGGAGGGCCAGGAAUUGCAGAACUACAGCGAUGUGCUGCCGAUGUCCGUGUCCAGCAUCGGCGGUGUCUUCAGCGAUGGCCUCUACCUGUACACCUUACCAAUGUCAUUUCUCGAGGUACACCGCUUCGACUUAGCGACAUUUCAGAUCUAUCAGAAGUUGGACCUCUCCAGUCUUGGCCUCCAGACCUACACUUACUCAGCCGGCCUCACUGACGGUGCCUUCGGAUACUUGAUUCCCGGAAGUGGCGGCUCACAAGUGGUCCGCUUUGAUCUGGCCAGCUUCGCGGGUUCUGCAGCGGAAGUGCAAGACCUGGCUCAGGUCAACUCCAGCCUGACAGGCUUUUCCGGCGGCUUUCUCGUUGGCAGCAGCCUUUAUCUGGUGCCUCAGGAGUCAGGCCACUUCGUACGUAUCGAUGACUGGAGCAGCGUGACGUCUUUGUCCCUGACGAGCACAGAUGCCGACCUGGUAAACCUGAGACCAGGGUUCGUCGAACUCGACGCCUCCUUCGCCUUCCUUGCCUCCUACCAAGACGCCUCGUACCAAAACACCGGCAAGAUCGUGAAAAUUAGUCUCAGCUCCUUUUCUGUUGACUCAGUCCUCGACUUGAAGAACGUGUCGUCCGACUACGUCGCAUUUUCUGCCACCUUCUCCGAGAAUUUCGGAGGCUACUCUGGGUUUGCUCUGUGCAGCAUGACCCCAAAAGUCAUCCGCUACGCCCUGGGGACCAUGGCUCUCCUGGAAGAGAAGGACUUCACCGAACACAGUUUCACCGGGUUCGCGCACGGCGCCCACGACGGGACCUAUGGAUACUUGGCCUCGGAUAGCUCGGCCAAACUCGUGCAGUUCAAUUGGCAAGAAAAUCUGUUCGCGGUCAUCGAUGCGAGCAACACCGGUGCAUACGGCUUCAACAGCUUCGCACUAACUGCUCCGGACGUUUACUUGGGAUCUAGCAGCGAUUAUCGAAGCUUCUACCGCAAGUGCCCGCAGGAGCUGUCGGUGACGACGACAGCGACAGUGACACGGAGCACCUCUGAAACGUCGACCUCCGUGACAGCCACGGGAACAUCUGCGACAGAGACAUCAACCUUCUCGCCGUCAACCUCCGUGACAGCAACGGGAACAUCUGCGACAGAGACAUCAACCUUCUUCGAGACGUCGACCUCUACAGGAACAAGGCAGGACCCAACGACGACAACAUCGACGACAGCAACAGCUACUCACACCGCAAGAGCGGCAACCGUGACAUCAUCCACGACAACAGCUUCUGCAAACGCGGUUGAAACCAACGGCAGCCAGUGCAGCCAGGGCAAUCUAAGCUACACGCACUACCUCUUCGAUGCUGAGGCAGACAUCCCAAGACUUCUGGGUGCUGGGCCCUCUGGCUUGUUCACAGAUGCGGUGUCCAUGAACAUCUUCUCCGAGGAUGAUUCGGGGUUACCAAGAAGGGGGAUAGCGCCGCAGACUAACUUCACUGGCGUGGACCUCGCGCAGGGUGGGCUCUUCAGCGGCUUCCGGGCCGGGUUCUUCGCCGCGGAUCUGGCGGUGCUCGUUCCCCGGGACUCCAGCUGGGUGGCGGGCUUCAAUGUGUCCAACGCGGAGAACACGAUUUCUUUGAAUCUUCUGAACCACUCUGCAGAGCUGACCAACUUCACUGGUGGCUUCGCCGCAAAGGCUUGGGCCUUCUUGGUGCCUGCGUACUUUGGUCGAAUUCCACGGCUACGAGCGGAUGACCUGACAUUCAGUGGAAGUGUGGACCUGACUGAAACUUCUCCGGAUCUUCACGUGUUCUCCAGCGGAUUCUUUGUGGACGGUUACGGCUUCUUGGUGCCGCACUCCUCGAGGGAUGGAAGCCCCUUGGGCAAGGUCGUGCGCUUCCAUGUGGACACUUUGGAAGUGGAGCUCCUGGACCUGGCCAGCCUCAAUGAGAACUUGGCAGGAUUCCAUAGUGGUAUCGAGCGAGAUGGCUUCGGAUACCUCGUCCCCGGGGUCUUCGGCUGGGCGGCUCGCUUCGAGCUCGCCGACUUCAGCCUCUUGGGAGAUGUCAGAGGGGGAGGGCCAGGUACCUCGUCGGUGCGGAUGCUGAAUCUUACCUAUGUCGGCGACUUUAUGGGGGCUCAUUUGGAUACGUUCGGUUCGACCGUCUACUUCAUCACGCUCCAGGGCGAAUUCGUCGCGGUAGAUCUGCCGGAUUUCUCUCUCAGCGACGUCUCGGACGGGCAGUUGGAGACCGAGUACUCGGAGUACUAUCCGUCUCUGCUGUACUAUCCUUCUGCCAUUGCCGGCUGGGGAAGGCAUUCCUUCUUGUGGAGCCUGGGGCCAACGAUGCUUUCCCUCGAGUGCGAUAACGGGGUUGCAGAGACAGGGACACCCAAGACGAUAGUCACGUUCGUUAUGUACGGCUAUGACGAUGCCAGCUGGAGAGAUUAUGCUUGGGCGUUGAGCAUGAUCGACGGAAGAUCGCCGGUGUCGAUGCAUGCGUCUCCUGGUCCCUUCGGCAGCUGGGUGGGUGAGAACUUUCUUAUUGAGCGUGAGAGCGGUGAUGUGGUGCUCAACGUCACAUGGCAGGAAGACAUGGUUUCCCAGGAGUUCCAGGGCAUUGCCGGUGAAACUUUGUAUCUGACAGUGACGCCAGGCAACAGCUCUGGCGGCGACGGACGCUGGUGGGACAUCAUCGACGACCACGGCAUCGCAUAUUCUUCGUGGCAUCAGCUGUAUCCUACAAAGCAGCCAUUCAUGGCGGUAGGAGCGACGCUGAGAGCUGGAGGAGGCCAUUCGGAGAGGGCGAAGUUCGAGGAGUUCUACGUGGAACCGACUGCCACAUUGAGCCUGAGCGUGAGCCCAAGAGGUGACACCAAUGGAACGAACAUAGCCUGGGUGUUGUACGACGUGAACAUGGAUGCUAUCAUGCGAUCCGGCGACGAGAUCUGGGAGAAGUUUCCGCGGAACGCAAUUUUCAGUCCUCGCCGCCUGCUUGCAUUCUGUGCAAAGGGGCUUGCUGCUGGGCAGGCACCACCUCGUCUGGGCCUCACUGAGCAGCUGCCAGACGAGAUGGAUCUGCCAAGACCUGUUGUCCUCGCAGACCGCAACUGUCACCUUGUCCUCUACAAGAGCCAGCUCUUCGAAGUCAUGGAGAGCCUGUUCCUCAACGUUGUGGCCUCAUUUGUCGGAUCUGCUCACUGUCAGCCACGAGAACCUCAGCAACUGCAUUCCCGCCGCAGCAAGUUAGGUGACAUCCACGACAACAGCCUCAGCAACCGUGACAUCCACGACAACAGCCUCAGCAACCGUGACAUCCACGAUCACGACCUUGACCAUCGUGACAUCUACGACAACCGCCUCAUCAACCGUGACAUCUACGACAACGGCCUCAGCAACCGCAUCCCCACUGCAGCUAACGGGGAUGGACAGGUCUUAGUUGCCAAGGUGACCAACACGACCAGCACUGUCUCGACAGCCAUGGGCUUACUUUGGCAGGAAGCUGACUGCGACGACAUCAAGCACCACGACUUUUUCUUCCACGUCGACGUCCUCCACGUCGUCGUCCACAACCUCCUCAUCCACGACAUUGUCGUCCACGACGUUGUCGUCAACAACAGUGUCUUCCACUACAUCAUCAUCCACGACGCUUUCGAUCACAAGUACUACAACUUCCACAACUUUGUUGCGAAGAAUGACUUCGCGCUGCCAUCAACGGUGCGUGAGGACUCGCCCGAGGGCGCUGUCGUUGCGGCUGCGUUGGAGUCCGUGUUGCUCGCCACGAAGUCCUCGGAAGGGUCUGUCACAUCGUCGACGCCAAGUGGGAACGUGACUGUGGUCAAGCUGAGUGGUUCUGCAGCUAACUCCAGCACGCCAGACCAGAACCGCAUGGUGCUGCAAAUCAACAACGGCAACGCCGGAGCUGCUGGCACGGGCAACGACGGGUCAUUGUCUACAGUGGCUGUUUCCGUGCCCUUGGCGGUAGUGGAGGACCUGGCGCAGGGACAGAACGUGCUGUUGUCGGUCAUGACAAUUGCAGAGGAGGUGUCCCUCACACUGCCAAAUGCAAACACCGAACGCGAGACUGUCGAGCUCACUUCCAAGGUCAUGGAGCUGUCGCUGGUCCUGGAAGCCGGGGGCGCCGUCACCGUGGCAAAUGUGUCGGACCUGACCGAGCCCAUCGCCUUUCAACUCACUGCUGGCGAAGCAGUCCCGGGAGACCAAUGUGCUUUCUUCGAUCCAGUUUCACAGACAUGGUCUACGAAGGGCAUGGGGAAUAUGGACGCAGAAACGUUCGCGGCGCUGGGGCUGGGGAGCACGAUGAACGGAACUUGGUGUCUGACCACCCACACCUCCAUGUUUGCGCUUGUCCAGAUCAUCCCCUUUGAGUCCAUGUGGGACCCAGAGGCAGGUGCCCUGAACGCUAAUGGUUACAUCGUCGCCGGUUUAGUCCCCAGCAACCUGUGCCUGCAUCCGGCCCCUGCCUUCCGGUUUCGCCGGCCCUGCUGCUCCGGACCCCUUGCCGGGCACUUCGCCCCGACCGGAGGUACCGCCCUGACUGCUGCAGGCUCCUUGACCGGAAAGGAGCGCCUACGCCGAGCCUGGAGAGCUGGAGCGUGGGCAAAGCUGGUCUUAGCUGGCACUGUGGGGACACCCAACUCUUCCCCUCCCCUGAACUUGCCCUCGCGCUUCUACGUUGUGCUGGGCGGGGAAGGCUGCGGGCCCCUUCCCGGGCUCAACUGCUGUGUGCCACGGCUUCCCAUCGGAGCUGGAAGCAAGGGCCUACACUUGUGCUGCUGGUUUGCUAUGGCCUCCUUCUUCAGCCUAGAAGACCUCACCCCCUACCAUGUGACGAGGCAGCUGAUGGUUUACGAGCAUCCCUCCCACGACGGGGACGGCAUAACCGAGUGCUUGGCAGCUGUUGUGUUGAAGAGGGACCUGGGAUUCCUGCUAGCCCUCCCUCGGGGAGUGCUGGACGAUGCCGAGGUGGCCCAAGGCCUGGUUGCACCAGUGGAUGCAUUGCUGGGGCCCACUCACCCCUCAGAGGUGCCGAGCAUGCUGCAGUCUCCUUCUGGCCUUGUGGCAGGAGAUGGUCGGCCUGUGCAAUUCACACUUGCCGACCUUUCGGUCGAUGCUCUCAGCCGACUCAGCCCCUACGAUCCCGAGGAGCCUCCGGAGCUUAUGGUUGCUUUCGACGCGGGGUCGCCAGACCUUGUGCCCGAGCCGGCUGCCCUGCUAUCUGCCGCCCAGGCCUGGGUUGCAGAUCCCGACAUGGCUGCUUCCGAAAGGGUGACCUUUUACUCUGCCGACGAGGCCCCAGUAGGGGCCCAAGCCUCAGAGCCAAAGAAGCCGCGACCGGUGCUCCACCUUUCUCGGCCAAAGCUGCAAGCUCCUCCGCCGCGGGCCGCCACUGGAGGCGCCGAGCCAGGGCCCGGGCAACAGCACGAGAAGCCGAAAAGGACGACCAUGGCGGGGCUAGCAGCACAGCUGGACACACUGGUUGCCACUCUGCCCGCCAUCUCCAACAAGCUGGCCGAGGUCGACCAGAAGCAACAGGAGCUGGCAACAAUGGUGACAUCCGGGGCGGCUGCCCCUUUGAAGCAGCCCUUGAGCACAGCCUCGGCCCUGGGAGCCGGUUCAAAACCUGCAGGCCCGCUAGCUUUGACGAUAGGGCCCCCUCCGGGCUCUCGCCACCCGCCGCCGGGCCCUCCUGGAAAGGCCGCCGAGGAGACAGCCGACCUGGAGGAGGCGAUCGAGGAGGCCGACCCAGGCGAUCAUUUGGCCCGUGCUAUGCUUGCCCAGUCUCAAGCCCUGACUUCUUUGGUGCAGCAGCUGGCGGCAGCCGGCGGGGAUGGUUCACUAGAGUCAGGCGUUGUUGGGUCCCUAGGCGUUCGGGGCUCGGCCCAACGAGCCCGUUUGCAGGAGGACCUUGCGCAAGGCCGUGGCUUGUUUUACCAGCAGGUGUGCGCAAACAUGGCCCGCAGAAUGAUGCCCUCCCAGCAGCCAGGGGCCAGCCAAACCGAGCUGGUGAGUCAGGGAAUCUCUCUGACCCGCUAUUGGGAGAGAUUCGGAGGAUGGUCAGGUUCCAGGGACCUGGGCCUCCUGGCCUUCCAGGUGGGCCUCAUCUUCGACGCCCUGCUGAACGAUCGUGUGCAGCUUGCAAAGGACCACCUAGCAUUGCUAGCAGUGUGCUUGGAGCAGGCAGCAAUGGACGGGGGCAGGAUGGAGGUGGCCUACCAGAUGACUUUCCUGGAGGACCCCCCAUCCUCCAUGUUCAUGGCGCGCGCGGGCCCAUCAGCGCGCAGCCGGGCAUUCGCCCCGUUGGCAUCGCAAAGGUGGGUGUCGGUGAUCCUGACCCACCUCCGAGAGCUCGACACCAUUCAGGCCAGGCGGGGCGAGCAGACAAGACCAAAAGGGCAAGCCGCGCAGGACACAGCCAGCGAGAGCGCCGACUCUCCUCCCCGGCGCCGGCCUCCAAAGAAAAAGCCGCCUG